This is a messenger RNA of Acaulospora colombiana, 366 nucleotides long. The record is from the annotation of a GenBank genome assembly. NCBI's taxonomy places the organism in Eukaryota, Fungi, Glomeromycota, Glomeromycetes, Diversisporales, Acaulosporaceae.
AUGAGUCUGAGGAGCUUUAGCUCUUUGGAUGGGGUUUCGUCCCGUAUUCAACUACCCAGCACUCCUGAUUUCGUUCGGGGAGUGUAUGAGUUUCCUUAUUGGAUGGGGUUUCGUCCUGUGUUCAAUUACCCAGCACCCCUGAUUUCGUUCGGGAGUAGUGAGAAGAAAUCGGAAUUAGUAAACGAAUUCUGGGAUAGUUCUAUGUUGCUACGAAAACGGAAGCUUACAACUAUUGCUGAACGCACAGCAUUGAUGGAGGUGCAUACAAAAAAUGUUAUGACUUCGACGUUCAAACAAGAUCUGAUUGUGCGAGAGGAGAUUACAAAACAAGAACGAAUUUACGAAAUAAAUUUGCGAGACGCCUAG